AUGCCGAUGACCCUACGCGGCAGGCCGAAACCCACCGAUGCCGACCACCGAAAACACAGAAACCCCCUGCACAAACACCCCCACAAACACAAGGAGGGCGACCGUAAGCGUUGGCGACGUGAGGUUACCGAGAAGGAACGCAAACGUUACGAAGGCGUCUGGGCCUCUAAUAAAGGGCUUCUCAUCCCUCCCGAUCCCAGUGGAACCGGGCCAUGGCCACCUAAUGCCUCGGAUAUGGUUUUCAACCUGGUAGUCCGGGAAAUUUGGUCCCGCAGUCGCCUACCGGAGAUGAUUUUGGAGCAAGUGUGGGAUUUAGUCGAUCACCAAAACAUUGGACUUUUGGUGCGUGAGGAAUUUGUGGUCGGAAUGUGGUUGAUCGACCAGUUCUUGAAAGGACACAAGCUCCCUGUGCAAGUUCGGGAUAGUGUCUGGGAUAGCGUGCGGUAUGCUGCGGGUAUUAAGCUCCCCCUUGGGAAAGGCAAGGCCCACGCUUAA
Penicillium digitatum Pd1 is the source of this 495-nucleotide messenger RNA. RefSeq names its product protein irs4 (gene irs4). Lineage: Eukaryota; Fungi; Ascomycota; Eurotiomycetes; Eurotiales; Aspergillaceae. Gene Ontology annotation, molecular function: protein binding. The record is from RefSeq and is a predicted model, not a curated record.